Ceutorhynchus assimilis (cabbage seed weevil) is the source of this 823-nucleotide messenger RNA. The record is from the annotation of a GenBank genome assembly. Lineage: Eukaryota; Metazoa; Arthropoda; Insecta; Coleoptera; Curculionidae.
AGAAGUAAUCGUCUCAGGGUCAAAAAAUAAACAACAACAAGAGGUCAUAAGUUUUCUUUUCAUUCUAAUAACAAUAAUAAUACGUUUUAGUGUUUAAGCAACCUUUUCAAAACUGUGUUUUAACACGCAAGCAAAGAUCAAUUGCAAUCGGUACAAUUUUUGUGUGUGAAAAAUAUGAAAAGUCUUUUUGUUAUAACCGGACUAGGGCUGAUUUUGGAAAUGGUAUUAGCUGAUGGAGGUCCAGAUUGGCCAGCAAUUUGUCCGGACAUCAUAACCAAAGCCCGCUGGGGAGCCAGAAAAUCUCAUUCUGUCGAGUACGCCAUUGUUCCAGUUCCAAAUGUUAUUGUCCAUCACACGGUCACUCCGAGUUGCGACACUGAAGAAAAAUGCUCGGGUACACUAAGGGAAAUUCAAAAUUACCACAUCGACACCAUGGAGUAUGAUGACAUCGGAUAUAAUUUUAUAAUUGGAGGCGAUGGAAAUGUAUAUGAAGGAGUUGGAUGGCAUAAGAUUGGAGCUCACGCGAGAGGUUUCAACUCUAAAUCUAUUGGAAUUGCUUUUAUAGGAGAUUAUUCAGACAAUCGACCAAGUGAAAAAAUGCUCAAGGCACUAAAAAACUUAUUAGCCUGUGGCCUGGAACUGGGAGAACUGCAUAAAGAAUACAAAUUGCUCGGAGCAAGACAAGUUAUGGCAACUGCCAGUCCUGGCAGUGCAUUAUUUUCGGAAAUAAAAACUUGGGCGCAUUUUACCCGAAAUACUUAAUUCCACUGUGUAAAGAUUCCCGAUGUAUAUCUAUAUUAUAUAAAAUAAAAAAUAAAUCUUA